Messenger RNA from Babesia microti strain RI, 345 nucleotides. RefSeq names its product conserved Plasmodium protein, unknown function. Lineage: Eukaryota; Apicomplexa; Aconoidasida; Piroplasmida; Babesiidae. The coding region runs from base 1 to 345 and encodes 114 amino acids. The transcript has 4 exons. The record is from RefSeq and is a predicted model, not a curated record.
AUGUCGUGUAAUGUGCAUGUUGAAUACGAUAGUUAUGUGCAUUUUGCCGUGAGGAUCUCCGACUAUCUGACACACGUGUGUAGUACCAAGUCAUCAAUCGAUUACAAAGCAGUGGCGUGGUACCUGAGGAACUAUAGGAAAUGCACUAAUAAGGAAAAUUUGCCCAUUGAGGAGCUAGAAGUUAUUUAUCGCAGGUUAAUUGAGAAUUUGAUACAUGAUAAGUGUAUAGAUGUAGUGAAUAGUGAGGGAGAUAAGAGGAUCAUAAAGCCUAAUGAUGAUUUCAUGAUCUGGCCCUGGAGGAGGCAGGUGCAAUAUCUGGAACAGUCACUUAAUUUUAGCAAUUAG